Messenger RNA from Aspergillus uvarum CBS 121591, 1379 nucleotides. RefSeq lists its product as uncharacterized. The record is from RefSeq and is a predicted model, not a curated record. The transcript has a single exon. Bases 95 to 1300 code for a protein of 401 amino acids. Lineage: Eukaryota; Fungi; Ascomycota; Eurotiomycetes; Eurotiales; Aspergillaceae.
UAUCACCCGAAUCACAGUACCUGAAAUCUUGUCUGCUAUUCACAUUUUACUUGUCAUUCUAUCUAUUGCAUCUACAUACUUACAGCAACCCACCAUGUCCAACAUUAUGAACCCCAUUGAUGACCCAUCGUACAACGUUGACGCGACUGAGGAAGCCUUCGGAACCAACAGCAUGGAGACAAACCACAGUGCCGGGUCCUUGGGACACGCCAAUGCCAGCCGCAAUCCCUACAACAGUAGCUCUCAGCCCAUGGCUUUCGACAGGUCACAGGCGGGUAGUAUGGACGGCAUUCACCCCAUGGCGGGUACGCACAAUUCAUACAACGCCUUCGGCGCCUCGACUGCUCGGCCAUUGAGCCAAGAAAUGUCUAAUACAAAAACUGCAUCGCCCAAUGCAAUCUUUGGGCCAAAGACCGGUCAAGGUUUUCAGGAAAACAUCCCACAUCAUUCGGCACCACAAGGCACUAUCAGCCCAUCGACGAAUCUCGCUAGUGGAGCCACUCAAUCCACCCCUACGAAUAGAAUGCCAUCCCCGACAAGCCCUUUGGGAUCCCUGGCAGAGGAUGCCAAUACUGCACGUGCGAAGUCCAAUCGUGGCAGUGUCCAGGCGGCGCAAUACAGUACUGGCCCGUCCGCAGAGAUCAACGAUGGAGGUCGUCGUACCUCGGACCAACUAUCACCUUCGAAAGAGCAUCAUCUAGAACACAUGUCGAGGAACACUGAUAGCCCACGAGCGGAGCUCAAUGGUAGCAGUACCCAGACGGGACAGCUGGGAUACCACACGCCCGUACCAGAUGAUGGUACCGCCGGCCUCAAGUCAGGAAACAGUGCCUCACGCGAAUCCCAUAGUGGCACCGAGUCGCAGAAGGACGAUGCAACUGGCGAUGCAGCAAACGCAUCAGCAGGGAACAAGAAAGACCGCAUGGAAGGGACGCUAGACAGUGACAUAAACGGAGAGAAAGUGAACGGCAUAGCUGGUGUGAUUCCCAUCUCUGGCAAUGCUGGCCCGACUACCACGAAGACAUUCGACCCACUUGCCACAGUGGAUGGCGGUAGCCGCCACAACAUCGACACUCGGUCCUCAACUGCUGCAGAGCCAGGGAUUGGUAAAAUUGAACCCAGUCAAGACAAUCGCGCUCACUCCUCUGACAUUGCUGGUAGCAGCUACAACACUCGGGGCAGUGGUUCCGUGCAGAGUAAGACAGAACCCCUCGACAGCCAAAACCCGGGAAAGACUAGCGCCGGUAUGACGUCGGGCUUGGAGGGUUCUGCGUCUUUGGGGUCUCAGCGAGCUGCGUAGAUGGAAUAGUCAUCAGCGUGACGAGUAAAGAAUUUUGAGUUUCCAAUACAUAUCACGAAUAAACAUAUUUACAAAUGAU